UACGUCGACGCUUGCAGGGUGGCAUAGACAGAGGGACGUCUGCGAGCUCUUAUGAUAUGACUAUAGGUUAUCUGUGCGUUUUCUUUAAGGUUAUUGCGUUGUGGGUUUUUUUUUUUUUUUUUUUUUUUUUUUUUUGCAUCCAUCCAGCCUCAUGUCCUUCUGGCUGACGACGCUGCUCUGCUCGUAUCUGUAGGCGCUGGAAUCCCGAUUUCAGCACCUGGACAGCUCCCGGUCGUGAACCUCUUCUUCUUAUUGGGCACAUGGAGUCCCUGGUGUGAUUGUGGGGGAAGCCCUGCAAGCACAUUCUGCCUCAAUCCGAAGAUGCUGAGAACAUCCUGAUUCAGUGACAGCCCUCGUCGUCUCCGCUGAAGGAUGCUGCUUUCAGUCCGGAGUAGGUGUUUUCAUCGUGUGCUGUCUUCUGAGAGGCGAUUCGGGUACGUGGCCAACGCGAAUUUAAGGGGAAUCGCAGCCUACACACAGCAAGAUCCGAGCUUCCCUCACACUGAUCAUUACCAUCAUCAUCAACAUCAUCAUCAUCAUCAACAUCAUCGGCGAGGAGGGAGAUAUUACCAUCAUCACAGCGAGGGCAAAGGAGUCACGACAACACUUCACACAAUGUAGAGCAAGAAAACACAAGAGGUGUGGUAUGAGCCAGGUGUCUGCAGCAGGGAAACAUUUCACUCUUGGGGUCAUUUAGUGUGGACGUCGACUUUAUACAACAAGACCUCGAUAUGAGCAACCCCCAGGCCCCUCCUCAGGCUGGAGCGUCAGAGUUGGAGGUGAUAUCCCAGCAGGUGGAAGAGGAAAACCAGUGUGUGGCCCCUGUCCAGCUGGUCAGCUUUGCCUACAGAGACUUGCCUUUGGCCGCCCUGGAUAUAUCCCUCGCCGGAUCCCAGCUCAUUUCAAACCCAGAUGAAGAGGACAACAGAGAUGGGUCAAACUGGCUGAAGCCUUGCUGUGGCAGAAGGGCGGCGCUGUGGCAGGUCUGUCUGCUGUCGGCAGGAUUCAACUGUUUCCUGGUGGCUUGUGUCAUUCUGGUGGUGGUGCUGCUGACGCUAGAGCUGCUCAUAGACACCAAGCUGUUGCAGUUUAAUAAUGCGUUCCAGUUCGCCAGCAUCAUCCACUGGAUCAGUCUGGCGAUCCUGUCUGUGUUCUUCACUGAGACGGUGUUCAGGAUCGUGGUGCUGGGGAUAUGGGAUUACAUAGAGAACAAAGUAGAGGUAUUCGAUGGAGCCGUCAUCGUCCUCUCUCUGGCCCCCAUGGUGGCCUCCACAGUGGCCAACGGGCCCAGCAGUCCCUGGGAUGCUAUUGGUCUCAUCAUCACACUGCGCAUCUGGAGGGUCAAGAGGAUCAUUGAUGCCUAUGUGCUGCAGGUGAAGGUGGAGAUGGAGCUGGAGAUCCAUCAGUAUGAGAAAGCCAAGGCGGUGAGAGAGGAACAGCUUGACCGUCUCACCCAGAUCUGCCAGGAGCAGGCAUUUGAAAUCAGGCAGCUGAGGGCCCACCUGGCUCAGCAGGACCUGGAUCUGGUGGCAGAGCGUGAAGCAGCCAUGCAGAUCCACCAUAUGUGGGGUAAACAGAACAGCAGUUUCCAGGAGGUGGACGGAUUGGCCCCUGGAGCCGCCGAGCAUCAUGGGCCAGCCAAAGCUAGAGAGCCCGGGGGCCCCACAGAUCACCAUGGCCAGGACGACAUGAACAACUACAUCAGCCAGUACUACAGUGAACCAAGCAGUGACACUGGGAUCCCAGACCCAGCUGCUCGUGUCAUCACCACAGCAGCCAUAGAUGUGCAUUUGCCCAACAACCCCAGCCAGCUUCCCUCCUCUUUGGUGAGUGCAGAUGCAGUAACAUCUGGCCGUCUGCAGCGGACUGGCAGCUCUGUCAGCGAAGCCUCCACAACCACAGUGUCCCGCACCAGCUUCAGCGCCCGCCAGCACAGUAUCAGCAGCCACACGCUAGGAUCCACCACAGACUGCAGCUCUACAGUGCGAGAGGCCUCCACUUCCACAGACUACAGCGAUCAGCGCUGCUACCCCCCACCCUACAGCAGUCCUCUGGCCCUGGGCACGCAGCCACGAGGGAGUCCCAGCGCUGUGGUGCAGGAACUUCUGUCCUCUCUGUCUGAGGACUCAUGUCUCACCCAGAAGGGCCUGGACCCUGUAAACCUUAAACCACCCAGUCCAGCAGGUUCCACCAAAACCAGCCCCGAGCUGGAGCACAGGGUUAACAUCUACAACAAGAGGAACCAGGAGAGUCGAACUGGACUGCAUGCCAAGCCUCUCAUCCAUCUGCAGGGCAAUGAGGCUUUUCUAGAGGAGAAGUACAGGAUGAUGGAGCCAGUGGAAGCCCCAGUCAACAGAUUCUCAGAGACAUAAGACCGUCCAUGACAUGUAGAGCUUCAAAGGACUCAUUCUUAUCUCAGACGCAAAAAUUGACACUCUUAACUCCCCUUGUCGGGAGUCAUCGGCACAUCAGCUGUAUCUGCCAUCCUACUUUUACUGCUGAAACUGAGUGGAUGAACUUGCCAGAGCAGCACAAACAGAGAACACGAAGGAGGCAGACUCUUCAUCAGGCAUCACUUAUCAGGAAUUGACACUAACAAAAAACGCUUUGAGUUUUUUGAAAAUUUUACCAAAAGAAACCAGCAUUUUCAGACAUCUGGUAUAUGUUCAGAAGGCUUUUGUUGUGGUAUGAUUUCUACAAGUGAUAUAUUAGGAAGGAGCUGGUGCUGAGGACUUAGUUCCUCUGAUACACUUUGUAAGAAUUAAGAGAUGCUGGGCUUAUAUUUCAGAGGAACGCCACAAACUAUUACUGGUUCCAAAAAGGCAUGAAUCUAUCACAAGUGCAGGUGUAUCAGCUCAAUCAGUCAUGUGUCUCAAAAAUCACACAUACCAGUCCUCUUUAAUGGGACUGCUGCAGGGUCCAUUGGAUCAGCGUUGAGAUUAUUAGGUUUUAUCUCACCUUCUUUCUUAUCUUUGUCUUUCUAUAUUAGCAAUGUUAACAUUUUUAUCUAAAUUCUAUUGAUGGAAAGUGUGUCGUACAUUUGAUUGGUGGAUGAUUCAGGUACCGUGCCUGGAAUCUGAAAAAAA
Messenger RNA from Sphaeramia orbicularis (orbiculate cardinalfish), 3086 nucleotides. It is a transcript of the gene tmem266, whose product is annotated as transmembrane protein 266. The coding region runs from base 732 to 2372 and encodes 546 amino acids. The record is from RefSeq and is a predicted model, not a curated record. The transcript has 11 exons. Gene Ontology annotation, molecular function: voltage-gated channel activity. Gene Ontology annotation, cellular component: dendrite; plasma membrane. NCBI's taxonomy places the organism in Eukaryota, Metazoa, Chordata, Actinopteri, Kurtiformes, Apogonidae.